Rangifer tarandus platyrhynchus (Svalbard reindeer) is the source of this 1197-nucleotide messenger RNA. Lineage: Eukaryota; Metazoa; Chordata; Mammalia; Artiodactyla; Cervidae. The record is from the annotation of a GenBank genome assembly.
AUGAGGAAGCGGACCGAGCCCGUCGCCCUGGAGCAUGAACGCCGCGCCGCCUCAGGCUCUCCCUCCGCCGGCCCGGCCGCCGCGGCGCUGGACGCCGACUGCCGCCUGAAGCAGAACCUGUGCCUGGCGGGCCCGGGGCCGGCCGAGCCGCGGUGCGCCGCGGACGCGGGCAUGAAGCGGGCGCUGGGCAGGCGAAAGGGCCUGUGCUUCCGACUGAGGAAGAUACUUUUCUGUGUCCUGGGAUUGUACGUGGCCAUUCCAUUUCUCAUCAAACUAUGUCCUGGGAUACAGGCCAAACUGAUUUUCUUGAAUUUCGUGCGGGUUCCCUAUUUCAUUGAUUUGAAAAAACCGCAGGAUCAAGGUUUGAAUCACACCUGUAAUUACUACCUCCAGCCAGAGGAAGACGUGACCAUUGGAGUCUGGCACACGGUCCCUGCUGUCUGGUGGAAGAAUGCCCAGGGGAAGGACCAGAUGUGGUACGAGGAUGCCCUGUCUUCCAGCCACCCGAUCAUCCUGUACCUGCAUGGGAACGCGGGCACCAGAGGUGGUGACCACCGGGUGGAGCUUUAUAAGGUGCUGAGUUCCCUCGGCUACCACGUGGUCACCUUUGACUACAGAGGUUGGGGUGACUCAGUGGGGACGCCGUCGGAGCGGGGCAUGACAUAUGAUGCACUCCAUGUUUUUGACUGGAUCAAAGUGCGAAGUGGAGACAACCCUGUGUACAUCUGGGGCCACUCUCUCGGCACCGGAGUGGCCACAAACCUGGUGCGGCGCCUCUGUGAGCGAGAGACUCCUCCAGAUGCCCUUAUCUUGGAAUCUCCGUUCACUAAUAUCCGUGAAGAAGCCAAGAGCCAUCCAUUCUCAGUGAUCUAUCGAUACUUCCCUGGGUUUGACUGGUUCUUCCUUGAUCCCAUCACAAGCAGUGGAAUUCAGUUUGCAAAUGAUGAAAAUGUGAAGCACAUCUCCUGCUCCCUGCUCAUCCUGCACGCCGAGGACGACCCGGUCGUGCCCUUCCAGCUCGGCAGAAAGCUCUACAACAUCGCCGCACCGUCACGCAGCUUCCGGGACUUCAAGGUUCAGUUCAUCCCCUUCCACUCGGACCUCGGCUACAGACACAAGUACAUCUACAAGAGCCCUGAGCUCCCGCGGAUCCUGAGGGAGUUCCUGGGGAAGUCGGAACCGGGACGCCAGCACUGA